AUGCCCUCAAAAGCAAAGAAAAGUCGUCCGCAACCCAGCACUGCAAACCCACAACCGGUCAAGAACAUUGCAAACAGAGUCACAUCAGCCCAAGAACCUCCAAAAGCUGCAUCGCCGAAUUCAUCUCUCGUCAAUGGACACCCUGCUGACGCCGACUCCAAGACUGGCGACACUACCGAAUCAGCAGGUGAGCGUAACGCCCCAGCCAUCAAUCGGAAAAAGCAAAAGAGACGCGAGAAGGAGGCCGCAAAACGGGCCGCUCAGCAUGGCCUCACCAAUGGGCACUCUGCUCCGACUCCAGGUCCUACAAGUCAACCAGCCGGACGCGGACCACCCAAAGGCUACUUCACCGAAGAUCCAGAUUUACUGAACGACGCUCAGCAAGCCCAAGUAGAUGGAGACAGCCAUGAGGAGGAUUUCUACAGCGGUGAUGAGGACCUCGACUACGACAAUCACCUAGCUUCCCCACCCAAUAGCUCAUGGCUCAAUACUAGCAAACGCAAGAAGUCAAAGAAAAAGCGGGGAGCAACCGGCAACUCGAAUCUUGUCUCCCGUACAUCGACCACGCUUUCUAGACCGCAUCCAUCAUCUGUGUCGAACGCUGCACUACGAUCCGCUCACCGAAUGAGCAACGAUCUAUGGAAUCCAACUACUCAAACCGAGCGGGAUCAGAUCAAGGAGUAUUGGCUGCAGCUUGGUGAGGAUGAGCGUCGAAACCUGGUCAGAAUCGAGAAAGAGGCUGUUUUGAAAAAGAUGAAGGAGCAGCAGAAGCACUCGUGUAGCUGUUCAGUCUGCGGACGGAAACGAACGGCCAUCGAGGAGGAACUCGAAGUGCUCUAUGAUGCGUAUUAUGAGGAGCUCGAGCAAUUUGCAACUCCUGGCUCAGGUGCUCCAUUGCCACCUGCGAGAGCGACAGCCUAUCGGCGGCAUCCGCAGCAAAUACCAGGUGCAUUCUCAACCAGUCGAGUCCACGAAUUAGACGAUGAGGAUGACUACGACGACGAAGAGGAGGAGUACGAUUACUCAGAAGAGGAUGACGAAGACCUCGACUACGACCUUCCCCCAGGACCCGCAGAUUUCUUCCAUUUCGGCAACUCACUUCAGGUCAAAGAUGGCAUCCUCACGGUUGCUGACGACCUCCUCAAGAAUGAAGGCCGGAACUUCAUCGAUAUGAUGGAGCAGCUGGCCGAGAGGCGCAUGCAACGUGAGGAAGAAAUUCAUUUCCCUUCCUCUGCUUUGGCUCAUCAAGAUAUUCAUCAAGGUCACGAUCACGCCCCAUUAGACGAUGAGGACGAUUAUGACGAUGAAGAAGAAGAUGAUGAGGACUAUGACAGUCAGGAAGAGGAUGAUUUCGAAGGCGAUGAAAUGGAUUCCAUGACCGAGGAACAGCGUAUGGAGGAAGGACGACGCAUGUUCCAGAUCUUUGCUGCUCGAAUGUUCGAACAACGAGUACUCACGGCGUGGAGAGAGAAAGUCGCCGCGGAGCGAACACAAGCUCUAAUUGAGGAACUCAACGAGGAUCAGCAAGCCCAGGCUCAGAAGGAAGCCAAGAAAGCUCGAGAUGCUGCCAAGAAGAAGGAGAAGAAGAAAGCUCUGAAGGCUGCUCGUGAUGAGGAGAAGGCGCGUAAGGAAGCCGAGAAGGCCGCUCAAGAGGCGGCUACAAAGGAGGCAGAAGAGAAGCGUCUGGAAGAGCAGCGGCAGCGCAAAGAGGAGCAACGUCGGAAGCGAGAGGCGGAACGUAAAGCCUUGGAAGAGGAUCGAUUCAAGAAAGAAGCCGACAAGGCACGUCGACAACAGGAGCAGAAGGAACGCCAAGCCGAAGCCGAGCGGAGACAGCGCGAAGCCAAGGAGAGGGAACGACUGAAGAGAGAAGAGGCCAAGAAGAAAGAGAGAGAAGAGCGCGAAGCUCGUGAGAGAGAGGCUCGUGAGAGAAAGGCCAGAGAUUCCCAGGACCGCAAAGCACGGGAAGAGCAAAUCCGCAGAGAGCGAGAGGGUGCAGCAAAGGAUGCCAACCUCCGAACUGGACCACCCACAAGCACGAAACCUCAACCGAUCGCACUACCUCCUGGAUUGACACCUCCGAGUCGUCCUGGGCCUCAGGUGCACUCACCAAACAUACAGCCGGCUACUCCGAUUGUUCCUCCAAAAGUGCCUACGCCUGCCCGCAACCGACAGAGCUCACAGCCAAGCAGUCAGCCCGUCCAGUCUCACGGCUCCUCACCAAGAUCGCAGCAGGCCAGCACCGAGCUGUCAGUCUCGCCUGCGAGCGCGGUGCCUCAUACACCAGCUUCAGGCCAUCCAACUCGGACCCAGGGUCAGCCACCGGUACUGCAUCAUCCGCAACCCUCAGCGCCAAGAUCGCCGUUGAACAAUCACAAUCGCAAUCAGUACGCCUUCAACAUGAACGGCCUACCUGGACUUGGAGUCAGUGGACAGGCCAGUGGGCCCGGUAUGAUGCCAGGGAUGAUGCCGCAAAUGCCCGUGUAUGGCGGGCCGCCAGGAGCGCCGCCGAUGGGAAGGGACCCGCGGUUCUUGCCGAAUGGAAUGCCAUACCCACAGGCGUUCAACGGCCCAAGACACUUCCAGCCGCCACAACCUAUGCCUUUCCACUCUCAGGCUCCUGUCAAUGCACCGAUGGCAGCACCGCAGCAGCCCACUGCGUCCAAGCCGUCGCACUCUCGACAAGCAUCUGGGUCGAACGUCACGGACACCUCAUCUCAGCCUGCUCCAAUUGGCCGCCCAGGCCCAAUCGCUCGGCCGUCUAGUACCACGCCCGAUAAGCAGAUCAAGCGGUCUGCGGAUCAAGAUGUGGAGCAGAUCACGACUCAACUCGGCAGUAAAGCGCUGCUGGACGACUCAGACGAUCCCAUUCCCGCACCCCCCGAGGCAAGAGCAAGUCUACCAUCUCUCGGCGCGCCUGGCACGGGGCGCAUGCCAUUCGCAUCGCCCUUCGCAGAGCCGAAGGUGGAGCCAUUCAAUCACGGGUGGGGAGGGUUUGGGUCUACUCACGGCUGGGGGCCUCCCCCAGGUCCAGUCCGACCGGGUUGGGGUCAACAGGCCUUCGGGGCACCAAUGAUGUCUGGACCUCCAAGCAUCUCGCGAUCUCAUCUGCCACGCCCGAUUUCGGUUCGCCUAAUGCUCGUCGAUGCUUGUCGGCAACUUGGCGCUGCAGGUGAGGUGAUGCAUCCGGUUCAGAGCGUGUUGCGACAACUCGAGAUGCUCAAGGCGCCAGGUGAGCCACCAGUGUCGAUGGACGAAAUGCUUGGCAUAUGCGACACCGAAGGGAAUGCGCAGAACGGCGGAGGAUCGUUUGAGGUCAUGAUGGACAAGAGCCGGGGUCAGGUCAUCCGAUUCACCGAGGACAACGCACAGCCGCGCAGCAGUGUUGGCGAUAUUGGCAGCCCUUUGCCGAGUCACUCGCAGACGGCGGGCUUUCCCGUUGGGCAAUCGUUUGGUCCUCCGGGACGAGGCUUCUAG
Molecule: messenger RNA, 3477 nt
Organism: Cyphellophora europaea CBS 101466
Lineage: Eukaryota; Fungi; Ascomycota; Eurotiomycetes; Chaetothyriales; Cyphellophoraceae
Exons: 3
Coding region: 1-3477 (1158 amino acids)
Source: RefSeq, a predicted model, not a curated record